AUGUAAGCUUUCUUUAAAGCAUAAACGUUAUUUAAACAAGUUUAAUAUGAAGGAGUUUUUAUUACAUGUGUUAAAAUGUGAUGUAAUGCGAUACAAAUGUUAUUUAAUGAAUGUAAACUUUGGUGAAAUUGAGCCUCAUUAGUUUAUUUUUUAACUUUGCUGCCAAACAUUACAUAAUGACACGACUCCUCUCUGUGAUUGGCUGAGCGGCCUGUCAGUCAGUGACGCAGCGUCCAAUGAGAGACGGCGGCAGGCGAUACGAACUGGCAGCCGCCAUGUUGUGUCUCCGGGGGCCCGGAGCGACGUCCGGUAGUAAACAGUAGAUGACGUUACCGCCCGCUCGGCACUUCACAGGAAACGGACCGCAGCUGGAAGAUGAGCCGUCCGUCCUCAGCCGGAGCCGGAGCCGGAGGUGGAGGUGGACUCGGGGCCGGGAAAGCAGGCGGAGGGAAGCACGGCGGAUCGGGAGGCGCAGCUGCCGCCGCCGCAGCAGCAGCAGCCGCGGCCGCAGCAGCGGCAGCAGCCGCCGGUGUGGGCUCCGUGGCUGGGUCGGGGUCCGCUACCCCUUCUACCGCUGUGUCUCUGACCACGGCGGGUCUUCCCGGGCAGUCCCCGGAGCUCACGGCGCUGUUCGAGUGCCCGGUAUGUUUCGACUACGUCCUGCCGCCCAUCCUGCAGUGCCAGGCGGGUCACCUGGUCUGCAACCCGUGCCGCCAGAAGCUGAGCUGCUGUCCGACCUGCCGAGGCCCUCUCACCCCGAGCAUCCGGAACCUGGCAAUGGAGAAGGUGGCCUCCACACUACCGUUCCCCUGCAAGUACUCGUCGGCCGGUUGUCUGCUGACGCUUCACCACAGUGAGAAGCCCGAUCAUGAGGAAGUGUGUGAGUUCAGGCCGUACACCUGUCCGUGUCCCGGAGCUACCUGCAAGUGGCAUGGAUCGCUGGAGGCCGUCAUGCCUCACCUGAUGCACGCACACAAGUCUAUCACCACACUGCAGGGGGAGGACAUCGUCUUCCUGGCGACAGACAUCAACCUGCCGGGCGCGGUGGACUGGGUGAUGAUGCAGUCUUGUUUCAGCCACCACUUCAUGCUGGUCCUGGAGAAGCAGGAGAAAUACGAAGGCCACCAGCAGUUCUUCGCUGUUGUGCUGCUCAUUGGCACCCGAAAGCAGGCAGAGAACUUCGCCUAUCGGCUGGAGCUCAACGGCAACCGACGGCGGCUCACCUGGGAGGCCACGCCGCGCUCCAUCCAUGACGGGGUUGCGGCUGCCAUCAUGAACAGCGACUGUCUAGUGUUCGACACCUCCAUCGCUCAUCUAUUUGCCGACAACGGCAACCUGGGGAUCAAUGUCACCAUCUCCAUGUGCUGAACGGCAGUCACAGUCAGUAUCCACAAACAGUAGAUGGACAUCACGAUGCAGGAUCAGUUUGGGAGCCAGGGAGGUGUCGAGUCCACCUGUCUGGUUCUGUGGUUACAGGGACUCCUGUGCUGUAAACAUCCUGUGUCGGUGGUGCAGCUGGCUGAGCAGCUGGAGUCAUUUAUGAGGAAAAACAUUUGAAGCGCUGAGAGACAACUUCUCAAACGACUCAGAAGACCAGCUCCACCAGGUGUGAUGUCUGUGUUUGGUCUUUGAUGAAUUACAGGACAGAACGGGUCGUCCUCCUGUCCCUCGAUUAGGCACCAGAGGAAAAGUGGAAGAAACCUCCACCAGUGUUGAGCAUCAGGCCUCUGUCCUUUGGGAAACGAUGGAAAAAGAGGUCAGGCCUGCUGUUUUGACCAGCACCUGUCCAGACCUGGACAUCUGGACUCAACAGAAGCCGAGCUGUUAUGAGUUUAUUCGCCUAAGCAGAAAAGAUUCUGGUCUCAGGCGCCACAUCAGUCUUCCCGUUGGCCCGAUGUGUUCACAAUAUUCUGGUCUUUGCUGGCAGCACUGGUGCUUUCAGCCAGGGUCCAAUCCACAGUGUCCACCAGCAGAGUCUAUAUAACCGUCAACAGCUGCACUGACAAAUUGGCUAUCUUACGUUAGCGUAGCUUAUUGAAGAUAGAUUGGUAUUGGUGUGUUUGUCAGCUGAUAAGUAACAAAAAGCUAGUACGGUGUCUCCAUUGCAGUUUGUCUCUAACAGGUUUAUUUUCACACUGUAAAUGUCAUGCUUAAUCUGUAUUUUAGUCAAUAUCCUUUAAUCGAUCAGGCUCAAGAUUCUUUAUAAUGUUUUGUGUUUGACCGAUGUAUCGUUACAAUACAGUCCCAACAAAGUAAAGCUGGGGUCCAUCUUCAAAGUCUUCGACUCGGCUGCUUGAAAAAGGCUGCUGGCAGUUCAAGUAAAGCAGAAUAAUGUGAACACGCCUGUUCAGUAAGUGGGGCUGAGUGGAAGGCUGCUGGUUCAGAUCCCUGCAGGUCUAUAAGACUGGACUGAUGGCAUCGAGCAGCGUUGUGACUCUGCAGGCUCGUCUCUCACAUUUUUGGAGGUCAGUGUUCGACCUCUGUGGGAAUUGGCUGAGCUGCAAAAUCCAGUUAAUCCUCAGACCUUCUUUAAUCUCAGAUAAAAGCAGUGAAAUGGAGGAAUAAUCCUCAGAUCCCUCUUCCUGCAGUUUGUUUAGCCGCCAGCGCCUUACUUUUCUACCGCCAACCUCCUCCUCUUCUUCUUGUUCAAGGUCUUUGUGAGGGAGUCGUGGUGCUGAAGUGCUUCACCUACCCAGUGAAACACAACCGAGCCUGUUUUACAGUAUGACAAACAUAUUUAAAUUUAUUUUUUAAUUUUAAAAAUCAGUAACACAAUGGACGGACAUUAUUCCCUUUAUUUAGCUCAAAGCGCAUAUGGCAUUGUGGAUAAAAAACAAAACAAACAAACAUUAAAAAAAAACAUUCCUUGUCUAUAAAUGUUUGUAGCAACUGACCAGGAAGAAACCAACGUCACAAGAUACCUCCGACUACAGACACGUCUGUAACUGAACCGUGAACCCCUCAGACCUCAGCGGCGUUUCCUCUUUGUUUGGUUUGCUAGAAAAAAAAACAAUGUUAAUUUCAAAAAAGCGUUGACCUCAAUAAAGGCUCAAUAAAGUCAUCUAAAAAAAAAAGCCAUAUCCAUUUUACUGAUUUACAAAAUAUUUUCUAGCCACUCUCCAGCCAGAGAUGCUGCACAACCCAUGAAUUUAAAUUGCCGUUUUCAAGCCCGGUUAAUUGCAAACAGAUGAUGGGCUGUGGCGAAUAAUCACAAUGUUUGCUAGCGAGAAAAUUGUGCAAUUGCUUGUGAGUGUUGUUGAAGCGGCAGAGUUGAUUUGUUCCAGUCCAGUGAGUCACUGUUAAGAAUAGUAAACGGUACGAAAGAAAGAAAAGUAAACGUUGAUCUAUGGAGCUGUUAAAUUCCACAUUUAAUGGAAAGAAACUUACUUUUAAUAGCUGAGCUGACAUUAACUACUGAGUUAAUACUCUCACAUACAGAUUAUAUUCUGGUGUGGCAUCGCUUAAUCUGUUGCAUGUUGGCGAGCUAACUAAUUAACAUCUUGGCUGAAACUCAUUACCUUACAAGCUUUUAGUUAGAUAGUAAUCUAGAAAACAAAUGUUAUCCAACCACUUGUGCAUCUUAAUAAAGAUUUUAGUCAGCUAGUUAACAGAGAACACAGUCAAAGUACAAAUAAAAUAAAUGAAUAGCUUGUCUUAACAUCAUUUUAACUUUAACUUUUAAUACCACUUGUAAACUGUAAGGGAGGACUGACUUGGCAAAUCCUUUUUCUUUUCCUGCUGCAUCAGAAAGCUUUAAAGACUCAUUCAUUAUAGUACUAUUCAUUAAAAUAGAGAUUAUUCAUGGUCCUCUGUGCUUUAUUUUCAUUAAAUCCAGGUGAUUUUGGAUGUCUCACUUAAAUCUGAUCGCUGCCGUUUUUUUUGCUGAAAAAUAAACACAGAGGAAACGCUGCUCUCUGAUAAUCACUUCCACUCAACAACUCGCCGACUUUCUACAAAAUGUUUGAAAAUAUUGUAAAUGAAGUUAUAAUGACAAUAUAUUUUCUAAAAACAAAGACUGCUGCAUUUAUUCCUCGUGCUAAUUUUGACAUGUAUUUGUGUUUGUUCAGGCGUACAACGAUUUUUUGAAAGUAAUAUUUUGUAAGCUGUUCAUGACGUUGUUAAUUCUCUUCUGUUCUGCUGAACUGUCACACCUCAACAUUAUAACUGUUACACCAUGGACUACUGUUCAUUCAUAGUGAAGUAGAAAAGUGUAUUCAGGUCUAGUAUGGACAUGAAACUCUCCUGGUUGAAUGUUCGGUACAGAAAAUGAACAUCUGUGGUAGAAAAUAUGUUGGUUAUUUGAUUAAAACUCAAAAAGCCUGUGGAUGUAAAAGUCAACUACGACUCCCAGAGUGCAUUUCAGUAACAUAAAUAUCUAAUCUAGAUUCACACUCACACUUAAAUUUGCCACAAGCUAAAAAAUUGUUGAAACCUGAUAAAAUAUUCAGCAUUUUGAAUCCAUUUGGGAUUCAAUUAAUAAUCAGCAGCAGCUGAGGCUCAUGGGUAUUGUAGUAUUUAGAGCCGUCCACCAACCUGAAAGGAAAAAAAACUGUAAAAUACAGUGUUACCAAAAUGUGUCUAAUUCUCUCCUCUUUGAAGAGUUUCUGUCAUGGCAGUGGAACAAUUUAAAAAUAUCAGAUCUAUAAUCAAUAAAAAAAGUGACUGGUAUCGUCUUUACAUCAUCCGACUGUGAUAAGAGGAUGUUUUUGUUAUCAGUGUUGUGUGAUGUUUCUAUAAUAAAUGAUUGCAGUUUG
Messenger RNA from Larimichthys crocea (large yellow croaker), 4754 nucleotides. It is a transcript of the gene siah2l, whose product is annotated as seven in absentia homolog 2 (Drosophila)-like. Lineage: Eukaryota; Metazoa; Chordata; Actinopteri; Sciaenidae. Gene Ontology annotation, cellular component: cytoplasm. The coding region runs from base 376 to 1368 and encodes 330 amino acids. The transcript is spliced from 3 exons. The record is from RefSeq and is a predicted model, not a curated record. Gene Ontology annotation, molecular function: ubiquitin conjugating enzyme binding; zinc ion binding; ubiquitin protein ligase activity. Gene Ontology annotation, biological process: multicellular organism development; proteasome-mediated ubiquitin-dependent protein catabolic process.